Messenger RNA from Penicillium canariense, 1407 nucleotides. RefSeq names its product NAD(P)/FAD-dependent oxidoreductase. The transcript has 4 exons. Gene Ontology annotation, molecular function: oxidoreductase activity. Bases 1 to 1407 code for a protein of 468 amino acids. Gene Ontology annotation, cellular component: cytoplasm. The record is from RefSeq and is a predicted model, not a curated record. NCBI's taxonomy places the organism in Eukaryota, Fungi, Ascomycota, Eurotiomycetes, Eurotiales, Aspergillaceae.
AUGACAUCUGACAAAGAGCUCGCUAGACUCGUUACGGUUGAUCCAGGUCUCCCACGUCCAAACCCAACAGAAGCAUACUGGCAACGUAUCCCACAUGCUCUCGCUAACGUACAGUCGGCGAAUCUGCCAAGUGAAAGAGACUACGCCGUCAUUGGUUCCGGCAUCACUGGCCUUUCUGUCGCUAUGACCCUUUUAGAGCAUCAUUCGGCCACAACAGUCACAGUCUUGGAAGCUCGUACAAUUUGCUCCGGGGCGACAGGGCGCAAUGGCGGUCAAAUGACAGCCAACGCAGGAGAGGAAUAUAUGCAUCUUGCGGAAAUUCAUGGCCCUCAAAUGGCCGGCAAGAUUGUGAAAUUUACACUUCGCAACCUGCAAAAGAUGCAAGAGCUGAUAGAAGAAUACGAUGCUGUCGAGAUGAGUGAGAUGCAGCGCUUGAAGAAAUUGCGUGUCUUCUUGACCGAGGGCAAAUUUAAUAACUUUAAAGAGAGUAUUGCCCGGCUGGAAGCCGAUCAUCCUUCGAUGAAAGGCUUUUACACGAUCCUUGAUGCGGACACUCUACUCAGAGACUACGGAGUCCAUAACUCUGCUGGUGGUGCCUUGCUUCCCGCUAGUACUGUAUGGCCAUAUCGCUUGGUCACAAAGGUUUUUGAUGCUUUAUUGAAGAAAUACCCCGACCGACUCACUAUUGAGACCAACACACCCGUCGACUCUGUCGAACACAAUGAGAAUUUUUCAACACCAAUAACCUCCAUAUUUCCUUAUACAGUCCGCACACCUCCGGGCAUCUCCUCCCCUAACUUGCGGGGUCGCAUCCAUCCAUUCAAAGGAACCAUGACAGUUCAAGACCCGGGUACUUCAGUGCCUAACCAGGGAACAUCCGUGUCAUGGGGUUUCCAUUAUCCGCCCAUCUAUGACCCAGACACUGAGCGUCAUGGAUAUGGGUUAUACUACCUGGGCCAAAGCGCAAAGACAGGCUAUUUCUACUUCGGAGGCGAAAACGCACGGAUGGACGAAGCUGUAUCAGCGGAUGACAGUUUUGUUAGCCACCAUUCGGUCAGCCAUCUCCAAUCGGUCCUCCCACGGUUUUUUGGAAAGAGGGACAAUCCACCUUGGAGGCUGGUUAGUUCUUGGGCUGGAAUCAUGGGCUUCUCAUCAGAUGGGUUGCCCCUGAUUGGGCAACUGCCCUUAGCUCUCACUGGGCGACGUGGUGAGGGAGAAUGGAUUGCUGCCGCUUUCAAUGGCUAUGGGAUGGCUAAUUGUCUCAUGAGCGGAGAGGCGUUGGCUUUAAUGAUAUUAGGGGAGAAUGUACGCGACUGGCUCCCUGGUGCCUAUGAAGUGAGCGAAAAGAGAUUACAGAGUAUUCUUACACCCCUCGAAGCGGUCAAAGCGCUAAGCUCAAAGUUAUGA